UUUGAGGAGUAGGCUGGCAUGGUGGUGUAUAUUUAGAGGCCUCUAUUUCUGCCCUGUAACUGCCCCCCCUCCCCCAUUACUACUGUCCCCUCAGCCAUCCCAUCAACUGGAAUAAAUGUCAUAGCUGGCUCUGUCAGCGUUUCAGGAAAGCAUUCUGUACAUAAUCUAACGCAAAUGUGCGUCAACGUUUGUGCAAAUUCCCUGAAGCUGAAUUAGACCCACCCAAAAUAUAUAAAGAUCCUGGAACAGGUGGUGGAAUGUACCAAACAGAAUCAAUGCAAGUGCUCAGUGAUGAACACUGAAAUAUGAUCUUGGAGGCUGUCAUGCACAUUUGCCAAAGGAUUUCUCCUCUAGUCAGUAUUUCAUUUUGUUCAUUGUUCCUUUUGUUCAGUCUAAAAUAACAUAAACUCAGUUUGGACAUCCACUUCAGAUUAGAGCUUUUGGCCUCAUCACAUACAAACAGAGGCCUUCGAGUUUGCUUGCUUUCUCUCAGUGUUUGCUCUCCACUCUGCAAAUAACGGAAGGGUCCAAACUGCAACAUGUCCCUUUCAACAGAAGCAAUGCCAUUCUUAAACAAGAAUAGACCUUGUGUUUUACAUGGUUAUAUGACACAGCUCACUGCAUUUGCAGUAAAACAUAAACAAGUGUUUAUAUUAAAUAUGAUCUUCUUUCUACAGUGGAGUCGAGUUCAAUUCAAAGUCUACCAAAAUAGCAGCAUUCAGCUCCUGGAUAUGACUUAACAGCUGUGUUUAUAUAUUUUCCUCCACUCCAGAGGCUUGACGAUCUCACGUCUUUUUCUGCUUGAUGGAUUUUGCAGCUUCGUUCAUUACUUCGGACCAGCCUUUUACUGCAGAUCCAGAGCAUCAUUCUGACACCUGAGUGCACGUCAGCGCUUCGCUCCACAGUCACAGUGUAAGGAGCUCCCGCAGCCUUCUGAGGCUGUGUGUAUGGAUGGGAAUGGGAGCACGAGCUGGCUGCACUAACUGCACACAGGCCACAUGGAAGAGUCAUAGCUUCACUGUGCUGCUGCUUGUUCUCGUUUUAGCUCCACAAGCAUGGACCCAGUGUCGGAUCCUGAGGUGUAACUCCGAGUUUGUGGCUGCCACCUUGGAGCUGGGGAACAGUGGUGGUGGGAAAGAGGCGGGUAAUGCCGGUUACUGCAGCGCCCUGCGCUCCUACGCCCUCUGCACCCGCCGCACUGCCCGUGCCUGUCGAGGCGACCUGGCCUACCACUCCGCUGUCCAGGGCAUAGAGGACCUGCUGAUCCAGCACCGCUGUCCCAGGACGGGCCCAACGGCUCAGCCCAGGCCACUGCCCCAGGCACCACUCUCUGGGGACGCCUGCUUCUAUGAGAGGGGCUAUGUGCAGCGCGAGGGGCGUGCCCCAGAGUACCUGCACUGUGGUGUGUUUGGUGACCCCCAUGUCCGCACUUUCAGUGAUGAGUUCCAGACGUGUGCUGUGCCUGGAGCCUGGCCACUCAUUGACAACCAGUACCUCUACAUCCAGGCCACCAGCUCACCCACCAGAGGAGGCUCUUAUGCCACUGCACUCACCAAGAUCACCAUCAUCUUCAAAAACUGGCGGGAGUGCGCAGAGCAGCAGAUCUACCAGGCGGAGCUGGAUAACGUACCCCCGGCCUUCGCGGACGGUUCCACGAGCAGCGGGGAGCGGCGGGGUCAGCACAGCCUGCGCGUGCGCUCCCAGGCGCCAGGACGCCACGCUGAGAUCUGGGCGGCGCACAUCGGCACCACGCUGGUGGUGCGCCAAAGCGGGCGCGCGCUGGGCCUGGCCGUGCGCUCGCCGCGCGCCAUCGUUGAGUCGUACACACCCGAGCAGGACGUGCAGCUGUGCGUGUGGGGCUGCCCGAGCUCCCAGCGCUUAGAGACGCCGCACGCGCUGCCCACUGCGGCUGCGCACGCACACUGCUCCGCGUUGCUUCCCGCGCGGGACAUUUACUUCCAGGCUUGCCUCUUCGAUCUGCUGGCCACCGGGGACAUGAACUCCAGCUCCUCCGCUCUCGACGCCCUGGAGGACGCACGUGGCAUGAUCGCUGACCCUGAGAAGGUGCAUCUGCGGGCAGCUGCAGGGGUCAGGGUCGCGCCGCGGCUGCCCGCGCUGCUGGUCGCGACUUUAAUCACACUGAGACUCGCGCUGUGAUUUGACCCGUCCAGGCUCCGCCCACGAGUGCGGCCUAUUUUUAGAUAAUGUUGAAAGGAAUGUUGACAAAACUCCCACUCAGACACACACACCCCUCUUUAACCAGCAGCAGGGUCCCACACACACUCACACACACACCUCUUUAACCAGCAGCAGGAUCCCACACACACUCACACACACACCUCUUUAACCAGUAGCAGGGUCCACACACACACUCACACACACCGCUCUUUAACCAGUAGCACGGUCUCACACACACUCAUACACACCACAGCUGCGUUCCAAAAGCUAGGCUGCAUCUCAAAUGUCUCUCUAUGUAGUGGACUAUGUAGGUCAUGAAACAAUGGCUUCUACUACCAAACAGUGCAUUAUAUGUCUGACAGAAAGCCAUUUAUAUUAAACCAAAACUGCGCAACUCCCCAUCUAACAUUUAGUGCACUAUUUGGGUGUAGAAGGCAUAGUUUCAUGACCUAUGUAGUGGACUAUGGGCUAUAGGGAGUAGGGAGCCAUUUGAGAUUCAGGCUUAGGCUGCUACUUUAUUGAAGGCUGUUCUAAUCAGAAGGUUCUUCCAAAUACAGCCGAGAAAUGCAGCCUACAUUCUGAAGGUUCUCAAGGACGGUACAGGAGUAUCCAGGAACGCGGGGGGUGUGUUUUAAGUUGGGGUGCUGAAAUUUUAAGCGCUGUGUAUGUUUAACAAUGACGUGCAUUAUUUUCUUUUUUUCCUUUUGAAUUUUUCUGAUAAUUUACAUCAAACAGAACGAGUCAUAACAUGGAAUAAUGGGGCGAGAGAUGAUACUGAUGCACAUCCUCUCUCUCAGUGUGCGAAAUACCCCCUGGUAUUUUGGGGGUCCCAUGCUGGCUGGCUACUCUAGCAUUGGUCGGCUGCUAACUCACUCUCUGUAGUGAUGCUAGCUUCAAUGGCCACAGAAUGUUUGGUUUAACAAUUCUUUUUUUGGAAAUGUACUCCUCCACACAUUAUUGUAAAGUUUUACAGAGCUAUCCUGGACAUAGUUACAGUUGCUAGGCUAUGAAUGAACAUCUGGGUGAACUAAUAUGCUGCAGCGCCACCCUGAGGCAGACCAGUGCUGCAUCAGUAGUUAGUUAAAAAUACCAAAGACAGAACACAGCAUACCGUCAUACGUUUAUUUUCAGGAACCUCCCAGAAUUUUUCAUUUUGAGACAUUCAGUGGGUCCAAGAGGCUAAUUAGCAGGCCCUGGACCCCCCUGGUCCGCCUGUAUUUCGCACUUUACGCUGUCCAAUCUCUGGACGACCUUUAUGCAAAUUAACUGAGCGAUGACCAAUCACAUUGUUGAUCUGUUGCGCUGCAACCGUUUGUGUCUAACCCUCAGUUUAACGCUGGAACGCACACAGAGCGGGAUGUAUAACGAUUUAUAAAAACGUUAUUAUUAUAUUAGAUUAGACUAGAAUGAUUUUUUAAAGUUUAACAAUAAUAUUAGACUGCUUUGGGGUUCAGAACUGGCUUAUAACUUUAUACACACUUUCUCUCUUUGCACCUCAACUUGUUUGUGUUUUAGCAACACGCCACUGAAGCGGCUAACAGUUGUUGACGGAAGUGAUUCGGCUCACUGUAAUGAAAAUACAGCAUUCACUUAACAGGGAACAGCUAUUGAAGAUAUUGAUAUUAUAUACAGAAAAUAUACACGUACACACUUUAAAACAAGCACGCAAGUUUUUACUUAUGCCCAAAUUAUUAUAAAGUUCAGAAUUUUGUAUUAUUAUUAUUAUUAUUUAUUGUUUUUUUUUGCAGUUGCAAUCGUGAAAUUGCUUCCCAAGUCCCUGAACCUAUCCUUCAUGGUCUUCUAUCACCCAUAAUCCUUUGCACACGCGUCAGACCCGAAGAAAGUUCAAGAGUAACGUCAACAGAUAAAACUAACAACUACUCGUUCAAAAACACCAAGGGAAUGUACAGUAAAACAUACAAUUUGCUAAUUCUUUAGUUGUAUAUCUGUGUAAGAGUGUGUAAACUGAAUGCACGGUGGGAAAUACACCUGCCUUCAGUUUUUACUUAGGUUGGCAUUUAAUCACAAACACGUACUGACGUGCAAAAAAAAAACAAAACAAAAAAAAACAGCUAAGAAAAAAUACAGGCAAAAAAAUACAGAGAAAUAUACAGUAGAUCUGUUGAAAAGCAGCAGGCAGUAGCAGUGCACACAAAGUUUAAUUUCACUUUAUGUUUGUCAACUGCUGCUAUAGAAGCAUGUACAUAAACUACUGGCUUUAAAGGAUGAUGAUUGGUUGGUGGGCCGUACCCCUCUAAAUGACCCCCUGAUGCCAGGCCUGUACUCUGGGAGGUGGUGGCUCAGGGGCCCUGAAGAACGGCUCAUUCCGCUUGUAGCAAACAGCCUUGCACACGCACAUAUAAUACUUAAACACUCAUACACAUGAGACCCUUAUGCAGUCUCAUAUACACAAGAAGCACACUCAUACACACUGCAUACACACUUUUUAGCUUAUUUGUCUUGCUUUGUCAAGCCAACUUACAGCUCAUUUACAAGCGUUCAGCGUCCCUUUUAGUUUCAAAUGAAACUUAUUUUGAAUGUGUGUGAAAGGGCACACCGUUAGGACAGAUGAGAUGGUUUUGGAGCUGAUGCAUAAGUGAGCUAACAUUAGCAUGGUGGCAAUUUCGUUUAGGUCAGUGUUUCCCCACGCAGUCCUCUGGGGCUUUCCAGACAGUCCAUAUUUUUCCUGCAUCCCUAUGUGUUGUGAGUUAGGUUGGACUGUCCGGGAGAUCCUGAUGACGGGGUUGGGAAACACUGAUCUAGGUAGUUUCCAACCUGAAUUUCUCAUUAGCUAGCAAGGGAUUUUACCAACGUUCUGUAGGCUAAGGCUGGUCCAACCUACAUGGAUAGGUCUGGAAAGGCCAUGAAACACUGACAGACCCAACAUUUCCCAACAAACACCAAAGAAAUAGUGGCAGUUGGCUUUUUGUACUGUUUCAGAACAGAAACGACAAACCAAACAAAGCAGUAUUAACGGAAAAGAACAUUCUAAAACAAUGUGAAUGGUUUUGGUAGUGGUAACCUAUGGUGGUCGAGAAGACCCAACAAACCGCAAAUAAAAACAUUCUAGAACAUUUCAAAUAGUAGAGACCAUUUUACAGAGUCCCAACAAUAACAAAUAUGUAUUGCACCCCAACCCAGUGUUAGGGUUUGUUGGUGUUUGUUGGAGAAGUCCGGGUCAGUGUGUUCUUGGCUUUAGGGAUAAGCGGAUUGAUAUGGAUUGAUAAGUAUCAAUGUUUCCUAACGUUUCCUUUUGAGAAUCAGUCCUCACUUCAACAUAUUGACAGGUUUCCUUUAACCAGUAGCUUAAUAUGAAUAUUUAUCUUUUUCUGAAAUGUAAUGCAUAUUGAUGCUGGUAAAAAGUGAAAAAAGACAGUAGCAAAUAAUCAUUGUGAGGAAUAGGAACUAAUGCUGUCUCCUUCUGCUCCUCACACCGGCACAAAACAAGACGCAGUGAAUGAUCUGCUGUAAUCGCGGAUCAUAUCGAGUUAUUUCACUCCAUCAAAUAGCCUGAUUUUAGUUGUUUAUUUAAGACUAGUGCAAGGGCUUUCAAGUAUACAUCGUGAUGUCCACAUUUACUGGUUUUCACUUUAGAAACGAGAAGGUUUUACCCCUUUAACAUGCACAAGAAAACUUUUUAUACUACUGGUAGUGAUAGCCUACGGUGGCCGAGAGGACCCAACAAACUGCAAACAAAAAAACGAGCUGAAAACGCAGAAAACAUUUUCAUCAAAAUGACAACAUGGGCGCUGCAUUUUACAAACGCGCUGCAAAUUCGUAGACCAUCCGCAAACUCAGAAAGCAGUUUCAUCAGAAUGACGACACCAACGUUAGAUACAUUUUAUAAAUAAAAAAAAUUGCAACUUCAGAAACGCUGAUAAGCCAGUCACAAAUCACGGAGGUGUUUCCGGAGGACACUUAAAGAGGACGGAGCCAUUCAGACUUUUAAAUUCUAUACAGCACAAACAUUCACCGGUAAAGUCAACUUAUUUGAGCAGAUUAAUACUAACACUAUAUCGUAAUGGGAAUCACCUGUAGAGUUUAACUGUAAAAGUUUAACUGGUAAUACCAGAGAACUACCACAGCACAGCUAUGACAUGUGAGAUAGCAAACUAGCCAGCCAGGUUAACCAUGAACUUGGAAUGUGAGUUCCUUUGGUAUUGUCUGCUUCUGUCAGUGAUUUUCCAUCAUAGAUAUUUCAUCCCCUUUGUGCCCUUUGAGUCUUCCAGAAACAUUUCCGUUGUGUUGUGACUGUCUUUGCAGUGUUUCUGAAGAUUUAGCUAUAUUUGUAAUUUGUGUUUGUAAUUUGUCAUAUUGAUGAAAGUGUUUUCUGUAUUUGCCGCAUGUUUGUGAAACGCAGUUCAGGUAUAGUCAUUUUAAUGAAAGCGUUUUCUGUGUUUGCAGCGUGUUUAUGAGUUUGCAAAGUGUUUUAAUUGUACUAUAAGUAGGGUCUUAUCAGCCGCCUCAGUGUCGGAUAAAGAAAAGCAAUGUUAUCGAUUAAAAAAAUAAUAAAUCAAUGGCAUCCAUACUGUGAAUUUGUGGUUAUACUGAUGUCAUUGAAUGGCAGCUAUUACCUAAUAGUAGGUUUUAUACAAAUCAUCAGUAACGCCUCAUUCACUAUAUAUAGAGUUCAGUGUAGUACAGUACUACACUGUACUCUGUCAGUAAAACUCAUCUUGAAAAUUUGAUUACUGAUCAUCUUAAAGAGGUUUAUUGUCACAGUGUCUCCAAACAAGAUAUAAUUUUAUGAAACGUAAGCCUAAUAACCACAGUGUUAAUUUAUUUUUAUGCUCAAGUUAAACUGAUACAAACUGUAGCUUGGUUGCUAAUAUUGAAUAAUGUUGUUUAAUGUAAAAAACGUUGUUAUUAUUACUGAUAUGUUGAAUUUUUGUUUACUGGAAGAACAUAGUGGAUAUAGUACACAAUGGACUCUAGGAGACAGUCUGGCACUGACUCUCAGACAACUAAUUCAUUAUGUUUUUUAAAAAGUGUGUUAGUCCAGUGACAUUGAUGUUUAAAUCUCGAUAUGCUCUUUUUCAGUUUGUGUUAUGGAUGAGUAUCAGGUUUAAAACAGUGUUAAAAAGGCAACUACUUUUGUGUCAACAUGUACAGUGAGUUCCUUAUAUGUGCACAUAUAUAAAUACAAUCACAUCAGUACAAAUAA
Messenger RNA from Colossoma macropomum (tambaqui), 7342 nucleotides. RefSeq names its product hemojuvelin BMP co-receptor (gene hjv). The record is from RefSeq and is a predicted model, not a curated record. The coding region runs from base 952 to 2157 and encodes 401 amino acids. The transcript is spliced from 4 exons. Gene Ontology annotation, cellular component: plasma membrane. Gene Ontology annotation, biological process: BMP signaling pathway. Gene Ontology annotation, molecular function: coreceptor activity. NCBI's taxonomy places the organism in Eukaryota, Metazoa, Chordata, Actinopteri, Characiformes, Serrasalmidae.